This is a messenger RNA of Anastrepha obliqua, 5533 nucleotides long. RefSeq lists its product as uncharacterized. The transcript has 21 exons. Lineage: Eukaryota; Metazoa; Arthropoda; Insecta; Diptera; Tephritidae. The record is from RefSeq and is a predicted model, not a curated record. Gene Ontology annotation, molecular function: protein binding. Bases 85 to 5376 code for a protein of 1763 amino acids. Gene Ontology annotation, biological process: neuromuscular synaptic transmission.
UAUAUCUCAAUACCUAAAACAAGAACUACAACGGCGCUUUUAAAUCCACAUUUAACAAUCACAAAAUCAUAAAAAUUCGCCAAAAUGCCAUACGAAUCCAUGCACCACCACCAUCAGUCACCAGCGCCCAACGGCAUGUUGGAUUCGUUGAGUUUGCAGCUGCGAGAUGCGGAAAUGCGUCGCACCGAAAUUGAGCGCGCACACCAGGAAACAUUGGCACAAAUACGCAAUUUGUCGAGCAACAGUCGCCCGGACACGGAAGCUGUUGAAAAUCUGCAGUCGCGCGCACGUGAACUCGAGAAAAAGGUCGCUUUAGAAAACGUGCGCUGCGAGGAAUUGCAAAUUGAAUUGACUUCCGCGCUGAAGGCGAAAGCGGGGCGUUCUAGUGGCAGCGAUCGCAGCAACUAUGGCGGCAUAAGCGCUUCAAGUGCGAGUGCUUCUUCAGCUGCCGCCACAUCAGGUACCAGUUCUACUGUCACAUGGGCACCGACAAUCAGUCAUCAGGACCAGGGUUCUGAAAUCGAUAUCAUUAUGGCGAAAAUCGAACAGGAUAAUCGCGUGUUGGCCGAAUUGGAGCAGCCACGCACAUCGGCCAUGGGCAUGUCAUCGAUGCCGACAAGUUCGAUACUGAAUACCACAAAUAGUGAAUUUAAAACCAUAUCAAAAAAUGAACUAGAAGAAGAACUGAAUCGUUAUAAACGAGCAGUGUUGGGCGGCACAAGCGGCACCGCUGUCGGUAGUUCGGCGCUCACCAGCAGCUAUGGUACCGCGGUCACCACCGGUACUAGUGGUUUACCAUCAUCGCUUACCUCCACAUUGCCGAAUGGCGCUGGCGCCAUGUCAGCUGCUCUGGCUGGUGGUGGAGGUAGUAGCGGUCUUGGUGGGGGUGGUGGCAGCAGUGUCGGCAGUGGUGGUGGUAGUGGCGGCGGUGGUGGCAUGGGCCUCUCAUCCAUAUCAGCGCUGGUGCCCAACUCCAUUGGCGGCAUCUCGUCGAGUUUGAGCAGUCAUGCUAUACAAUCGAUGAACGCGGCGGCGUCCGCCUAUGGCGCUGGUCCCACGUCCGUUGAGAAACUGCUAAGCGGAACAAGUGGAAUCGCUGGCGGCAUUCCACCAUUGCCGGUAAAUAUUCAUACGAUGAAGUCUAUGCCAUCAGCAUUAAGUCAGCGUGGCACAAUACAACUGUACAAUUUACAGAGCACAACCAUGCCCAUCUUGUCGUUGAACGCGCAUAACAUACCGACUGGCACCAGCAGCUAUUCGGCAUUGGGGCUAAGCGGUGCCAGUGCCGGCGGAGUACCACCGCUCGGUUCAUCGCUGACGCACCCCACCUUGGGCAAUAUGCUCGAUACAAGCACUUUACUGGGCACUACUGGCUUGUCGGGGCUGAGCGGCGUGACGGGUGUUUCUUCGCUGUACGGCUUGGGCAGCAGUGUUGGUAUCGGCGGCCUAAGUGGUCUCUCAACUGGACUGCCCAAUUCUUAUCCCCCACCGUUCAUAGAUGUGGGCUCGAGCGCCUCAUAUCCCUACUCAUCGGCUGCACUGCGUACCGCUACGAAGAUGAAAAUGCUCGACGAGAUCGAUAUACCGUUGACGCGUUACGGGAAUCGUAGCUCACCAUGUUCGCCGAUACCGCCUAGCACGUGGGGCUUGGAUGAAUUCACGGACAGCUUGAGUGCGUCUAUGCUGCACAAUCGUGGCAAUUUGGCGCUGGGCGCUUUGGAUUUGGAAACCCGAAAUCACAAUUUGAAUGGCGUGAGUGAACCACAGGUGGACAUGUUGGACAUACCGGGCAAGGGACGAUGCUGCGUCUUCAUCGCACGCUUUCCAUACGAUCCACCAGAGGAAGCCGAAGGCGAAUUAUCGCUUUGCGCAGGCGAUUAUUUACUCGUUUGGACUAGCGGUGAACCACAAGGGGGCUACUUGGAUGCGGAAUUGUUGGAUGGCAGGCGAGGUUUGGUGCCAGCCUCCUUUGUGCAACGUCUGAUUGGUGACGAUCUUCUGGAAUUCCAUCAGGCAGUAUUAUCAACACUACGCGAUGCAGAGGAUGGUUCUAUGCAGUGUGAUACUACAUCGUUGCCAUCGCUGCCGCCACACAACCCUUUGCUCACACACACCCAGGAGGAUUUAGCACGUUUGAGUGAGACGCACACUGAUUUGGAGCACGAUCAGGAUGAUAUCAGUGAUAAUGUUCCAGCACCCAAGCACUUGACGCUCGAACGGCAACUGAACAAAAGUGUGCUCAUUGGUUGGUCGCCACCUGAACCGGUCGGUUACAAUCUCAUCGACAGCUAUCAUGUUUAUGUGGAUGGAGUACUGAAAGUAACGGUAAAGGCUAACGAGCGCACACGAGCGCUCAUCGAAGGCGUAGACUCGAAUCGGCCCCAUCGUAUAAGCGUUCGGAGUGUUACACAAAAUCGACAGACAUCACGCGAUGCCGCCUGCACUAUGAUAAUUGGACGCGAUACCUCGCAUCUGGGUCCAUCAGCGGUGCGUGCAUCACAUAUAACGUGUUCAUCGGCAGUCAUUUCGUGGCUGCCGGCCAACUCUAAUCAUCAACAUGUGGUGUGCGUGAAUAAUGUGGAGGUACGCACAGUGAAGCCGGGCGUCUAUCGGCACACCAUCACCGGGCUGGCCCCGAGCACACAGUAUCGGGUCACUGUACGCGCUAAGCAUUUACGUGCACCGGGUGGUCAACCCACGCCGGGACGUCCACAGGAGGAAGCACCGGGUGCGUAUGCCGACUUCCGCACGUUGACCAAGGGUCUGCCCGAUCCGCCACAGGAUAUCCAACUUGAGGCUGGUCCUCAAGAUGGUACCAUUCUGGUGACAUGGCAGCCGGUUAACCGGCCAACUUCUUCUGGCCCCGUAACCGGCUAUGCUGUGUACGCCGAUGGUAAAAAAGUUACAGACAUUAAUUCACCAACUGGGGAUCAUGCGCUCAUCGAUAUCGGCAAAUUGGGCGUGUUCAAUCCACGUGCGGUCACCAUACGCACCAAAUCGCGAGACGCACAAUCGGCUGACAGUGCACCAAUACUAAUACCAAACACUGUGAGAAGCGCCGUCGGCCGUCGAGGACCUCAACAGAUGGGGAUGGGGCCACAACAAAUGCAACCUGGCAUGCCCGGCAUGCCCGGCCAAAUGGGUAUGCCCGGCCAACCGCAUCAGCAACAGCAGCAGCACAUGAUGGGCCAGGAUCCGCAUCAAUAUGAUCCGAGUCAGCAAAUGCAACCGGGACAACAGCAACAGCAACCGGGGCAGCAGCAGCCGGGCCAGCCCGGACAACAGCCAGACGGAAGCCAUGGCUUAUUAGGUGGGCUGCUCGGUGGCCUCUUCUCAAAACCCACUACUCAGAGUCAAGUGAAUCAGAAUGUCAAUGGUUACCAGCCGGGCACAGGGCAACGUCCCAUGAUGCAGGGCCGACCCCCCGGUCCACAAAUGAUGGGCGCGCAACAGCCAGGCCAGCAACCGUACGGACCACAAGGUCAAAUGGGGGUACAACGUUUCCCUGGCCAACGAGGGCCUGCACCCGGUUCAUUGCAGGGGCAAAUGCAAGGCCAAUUGCCCGGCCAAAUGCAGGGUCAGAUGCAGGGACAAAUGCCUGGUCAGAUGCCUGGUCAAAUGCCCGGUCAGAUGCAGGGCCAAAUAGGCGCUCAAAUGGCCGGACAAAUGCAGGGCCAAAUGCAAGGUGCUAUGGGUCCACGUGGCCCUCUCAAUCCACAACAACAAAUGCAACAACAACAACAGCAACAGCAGCAACACCAGGCACAAAUGAGCAUGGGUCCUGGGCAACAGCCAUUGACACAACAACAACAGCAACAACAACAAUUGGCGGCACAAAAGAAACCACGCUAUUUCGUUGCUAUGUUCGACUAUGAUCCAAGCACAAUGAGUCCCAAUCCAGAUGGAUGCGACGAAGAACUGCCAUUCCAAGAAGGUGAUACAAUUAAGGUUUAUGGCGACAAGGACUCCGAUGGCUUUUACUGGGGUGAAUUACGCGGUCGUCGUGGUUACGUGCCUCACAAUAUGGUAACCGAAGUGGAUGAUGGCACCGGCGGUAUGGGUCCGAUGCCCGGUGGUCCACCACAACCAGGUGGUCCGGGUCAAGUGAUGCCCGGCCAGGGUGGUCCCCAGCAGAGUAUGCGCAACGUAAGUCGUGAUCGUUGGGGCGAUAUCUAUGCCAAUAUGCCGGUGAAACGUAUGGUCGCACUAUAUGAUUAUGAUCCGCAAGAGUUGAGUCCGAAUGUGGACGCCGAGCAGGUGGAAUUGAGCUUCAAAACGGGUGAGAUAAUACUCGUUUAUGGUGAUAUGGAUGAAGAUGGUUUCUAUAUGGGUGAAUUGGAUGGUAUACGUGGUCUCGUACCGUCGAAUUUCCUCGCCGAUGCACCCGAUCAGUACAACAACCAAAUGGGACCGGCGGGACGUGGUGGCGCAAGUCAACGGGGUAGAGGCCAAGGCCCCGGUGCUCGAGGGCCACCUCCGCCGCCCAGAGAUAAUAUGAUGCCCGGCAUGGCCGGGCAACGUGGUCCACCUGGCAAAAAUGCUCGCCCUGCUUCCCCUACACUGUUAGACAACACGGGCCUCCCUGCCCCCGAUCACCAAACGCAGGGGAUGAUCGGUCGCGGUGGUAAUGUUGGUAUGCAACAGCAACUUCAACAACAACCAUAUGGUCAGCAACAGGCGCAACAGCAACAACAACAACAACAACAGCAGCAGCAACAAAUGGGCAUGGGUCAAACGGGGCAGCAACAGCAGGGUAUAAUGGGUCAACAACAGCCGAUGGGAGGACAGAUGGGCCAAAUGGGUGCCAUGGGCCAGAUGGGGCAAAUGACGCCACAACAACAACAGCAACAGCAGCAACAACAACAACAGCAGCAGCAGCAACAGCAAAUGGGCAUGGCCGGACAGAUGGGACAAAUGGGCCAAAUGGGUGGCAUGGGUGCCAUGGGCCAACAACAGCAGCAGCCUGGCAUGAUGGGCGGUCAACAGCAAAUGGGCAUGAUGGGCGGCCCGAUGGGUGGUAUGGCGGGGCAGCAGCAGCAACAACAGCCGCCCGUAACGACGCAGUCCUCUGGUGGUUUAUUCUCUGGAGCGACAAGCCUACUCUCAGGUGCUACUUCGGCUGCCACCGGUGGUCUAUUUGGUUCGAAACAACCACCGAAACAAGAUCCAAUGCAACCACCAGUCGGUGUGCAGCCAACGCAGCCAGGCCAACAGCAGCCACCGCCGCAAGGGCAACAGCCACCGCCACAGGGUCAGGGACCCGGGGCGGGGCUGUUGGGCGGACUGAAGGGUAUUGCAGCGGCGGCGCCGGGCGGCGAUGUACUGUCAAAAGGCAAAGAUCUCUUCGGCAAAUUCGGAUUCGGCUUCGGCAAAUAACCCCGGUCAUUUUGUAGGGCAUUUCUAUUUAUAUUGUAUUUAAAUUUGUAUUUAUUACUAACUAAAAGGCAAAAAAAAAUACAAAAACAACAACUAUUAUUAAUGCUAAAAAAUCACAAUAAUAGUAAAUAUUAUAAAUAUAAAAAAUAUGAUUAUU